This is a messenger RNA of Arctia plantaginis, 453 nucleotides long. Lineage: Eukaryota; Metazoa; Arthropoda; Insecta; Lepidoptera; Erebidae. The record is from the annotation of a GenBank genome assembly.
AUGGCCAAAAAUACUUCUAGUUCUGCAUUCCGAAAGAUAGAUAUAGAUCAGUACAAUGAAGAUAAUUUUAAAGAAGAUGAAGCGGAACAGUCCGUACCCACUGGACCGGAUGAAGGAGAAGUUUGCGCUCUGCUAAAUAAAGGCAGAUAUGUAGAUGCAUUGAAAGUUGUGCUAAAUAAUGCACCUUUGGGAUCAGCGAACCAACAGAUUAAAGAUAAUGCUUUAGCGUUGACAAUAAAGGUACUACUUGCAAUAAAAUCAACUCAAAUUGAAGAUGCUGUGGGCAACCUGUCUUCUGAUGACAUUGACAUAUUAAUGAAAUACAUCUACAGAGGCUUUGAGAAUCCAUCGGAAGGAUCAAGUGGACAUUUAUUGCUCUGGCAUGAAAAAGCUUUUAGUAUUGGUGGCUCUGGCUCCAUAGUUAGAGUACUGUCUGACAGAAUGAAAGUUUAA